GAUUGCCGCGGCUCCGCCGGCGCUCGGGGAAGCCGCCGCUGCCGGGACCGAACGGCUCCGUGCGGGUGCCCCCGUCUUGCUCGCGGCGGCGGAUCAGCACGUACAGAACUGCAAGCUCACGAGGCGGCCGUGGCGGGUGGAAGGUGACCCCCCCAUCUUCCUCCGUGCACCUCCGCCUCCUCCCGGAGGAGGAGCAGCAGCAAGCGGAGAGCUAGAGAGCGCAGGGAAACAGAAGCGGCUAGAAGGCGACCCCCACCCAGCCAGCCCCCCGGAGGAGCAGUGGAAGCGUUUCCCACCCCAGCGGGGCAGCAGCGGCAGGACCAGGUAGAGGAAGCCGUCUCCGGCAGCAGGAGCGAAGUAAAAGCAGACGAUCCUCCCUUGCUGAAACGGGCAACGGGAUCAGGUACGGAGAGCCACCCCCCCUGCAGCCCGGGGGGAUAGACUGAACCAGCCCCUACCCCGGCGGCAGCGGCAGCAACUCCCCAGCCAGCAGCACCAUGUCCGCCGCGCAGGUGUCCUCGUCGCGAAGGCAGUCGUGCUACCUAUGCGAUCUGCCCCGCAUGCCCUGGGCCAUGAUCUGGGACUUCACGGAGCCCGUCUGCCGAGGCUGCGUUAAUUACGAGGGCGCCGACCGCAUCGAGUUCGUGAUCGAGACGGCCCGGCAGUUGAAGCGGGCGCACGGCUGCUUCCAGGACGGUCGUUCCCCGGGGCCCCCGCCGCCGGUCGGCGUGAAGGCAGUGACGCUCUCCGCCAAAGAAGCGGCGGCGGCGGCGGCAGCCCAGCAGCAGCUCAACCAUGUGGAUGCCACCUCUAAGGCGGCCUCGGCGGGGCUGACCCAGUCCAGCCUGGACCGCUACGGGCUCAGCGCCGCCGCGGCGGAGCAGCGCAGCCGUUUCGAGUACCCGCCGCCGCCGGGCAGCCUGGGCAGCGGCCAUGGCGCCCGCCUGCCCAACGGGCUGGGGGGGCCCAAUGGCUUCCCCAAGCCGCCUGAGGACGGGCCGCCGGAGCUGAACCGGCAGAGCCCCAACUCCUCCUCCUCUUCUUCCUCAUCCCGUCGCGGGGCGCACGGGGGGCUCGUGUCUGGCCUGCCCCCGGGGGCCGCCGGCGCUCAGAUGAACGUGCCCCCCAACCUUCUGCCACAGACGCUGCUGAACGGCCCCGCCGCCUCCGGCGUGGCGCUGCCUCCGCCGCACGGGGGCCUGAGCGGCCGCGGCGGCGGGGGUCCCCCGGCUCCCUCCGCCUCUUCCCAAGGGGGCACCUGCGGCGGAGGUGCCGGGGGAGGCGGCGGCUCGUCCUCCGAGGCCUGCGGCAAGCGGCCGGGCUCGGUAUCCAGCAGCGACCAAGAGCGGGAGCUGAAGGAGAAGCAGCGCAACGCGGAGGCGCUGGCCGAGCUCAGCGAGAGUUUGCGGAAUCGGGCCGAGGAGUGGGCCAGCAAGCCCAAGAUCGUGCGGGACACGCUCCUCACUCUGGCCGGCUGCACCCCCUACGAGGUGCGCUUCAAGAAGGAUCACGCCUUGCUGGGCCGCGUCUUUGCCUUCGACGCCGUCUCCAAGCCGGGCAUGGACUAUGAGCUGAAGCUCUUCAUCGAGUACCCCAGCGGCUCCGGCACCGUCUUCUCCAGCGCCUCCGGCGUGGCCAAGCAGAUGUACCAGGACUGUAUGAAGGACUUCGGCCGCGGCCUCUCCUCGGGCUUCAAGUACCUGGAGUACGAGAAGAAGCACGGCUCUGGCGACUGGCGGCUCCUGGGGGACCUGCUGCCCGAGUCUGUGCGCUUCUUCAAGGAGCUAGUGGGCGCCGACAUGCUGCCGCAGCCCUACCUGGACGCCAGCUGCCCCAUGCUGCCCACGGCGCUGGUGAGUCUCCCGCGGCCGGGGGCCGGGGCCGGCGGGGCGCAGGGCACGGCCGCCGCCUCUAGGGGACCUGGCGGCGGCGGCGGCGGCGGCGGCGGUGGGGCGAUGCGCAAGAGGAAAGCCUCUCCCGAGCCCUCGGACUCGGCCGAGGGGGCUCUGAAGCUCAGCGAUGAGCAACAGCGGCAGCAGUGGAUGGCCAGCCAGAGCGAAGCGCUCAAGCUCACUAUGUCGGCCGGGGGCUUCGGGGCGGUGCACGGCGGGGGCCCCCCGCCGCCGCCGCCCCUCGGGCCUCACUCCAACCGGACCACGCCACCCGAGUCCGCCCCCCAGAACGGACAGUCCCCCAUGGCCGCGCUCAUGUCGGUGGCCGACACGCUGGGUAAUGCCCACUCGCCCAAGGACGGCAGCUCGGUGCACUCCACCACGUCCACCCGCAGGAACAGCAGCAGCCCCGUGUCGCCGGCCUCGGUGCCGGGCCAGCGCCGUCUGGCCUCUCGCAACGGGGACAUGAAUCUGCAAGUGGCCCCUCCUCCCCCCAGCACCCACCCCGCCAUGGACCAAGUGCACCCCCAAAACAUUCCGGACUCCCCCAUGGCCAACAGCGGGCCCCUGUGCUGCACCAUUUGCCACGAACGCUUGGAGGACACCCACUUUGUUCAGUGCCCCUCUGUGCCCAGCCACAAGUUCUGCUUCCCUUGUUCCAGAGAGAGCAUCAAGGCCCAAGGGGCGACUGGCGAAGUCUACUGCCCCAGUGGAGAGAAAUGCCCCCUAGUCGGUUCCAAUGUGCCUUGGGCAUUUAUGCAGGGAGAGAUCGCUACCAUUUUAGCUGGGGACGUUAAAGUGAAAAAGGAGAGAGACCCUUGAAUAAGAAAUCCAAUCCCUUCAGACUCCUGAAGAUGUAGAAUUGUGAAUAUAACAAACUGCAAAAGUUAGUCUUAUGUAUAGACAUUAUUUUCGUCGUAUGUUUCUAUAUUUUGAAACAAAGGUAUGUACUCUUCUUCAUUUGAAGGAUAGAGCUGGUUUUUGUUAAACAGAAUAUAAUAUUGUUUGGUUACUACAUAAUACCUGUUCUCAUUUCUUUGGCAGUGUGUUGGCUAGGUACAAAGUUAAUAGCCCUUAGCGAUUACCUGCUGCUGGUGUGUAUUUUUGUAAAUGUAUGCACUUCUCUGAAAGAAGAAGAAAAACACAAAAGACAAAAAAAAAAAAUUUUGCCAAGGCCAGUGUUGAUGCCUAAAAAAUUGCUACAAAAAUGGUGACAGCUUACGUUUUACAAGCCCUGAGUGUUAGUCUUUCACUUUAUUUUUUUUUGUUUGUUUGUUUGUUUUGGGUUUUUUUUUUGUUGCAAAACGGUGGGGUGGCUGUGGGGGGAGGGUGUUUUUUUGUUGCAAGUUUGUAAGGAAAAUGUUUCAGUUUGUUUCUAUUGAUCUGAACGUUUUUAAUCUUCAUGUGUUUUUUGUUUUUGCUUUUAUUGAUGCACGGAUGCUUUUGAACAGUAGAGCAAAAUGCUGUACAUGAGAAACAUGCUCUGUUUGUCCUUUAUACAUUUCUGUAGUUAACAGAACACUGUAAUGUGCCUUGGAGCUUAGUAAAUUGUAAUAAAUUCAAUUGAUAUUAA
Messenger RNA from Hirundo rustica (Barn swallow), 3465 nucleotides. It is a transcript of the gene IRF2BPL, whose product is annotated as interferon regulatory factor 2 binding protein like. Gene Ontology annotation, molecular function: transcription corepressor activity. The record is from RefSeq and is a predicted model, not a curated record. Gene Ontology annotation, cellular component: nucleus. Gene Ontology annotation, biological process: regulation of transcription by RNA polymerase II. Bases 498 to 2714 code for a protein of 738 amino acids. The transcript has a single exon. NCBI's taxonomy places the organism in Eukaryota, Metazoa, Chordata, Aves, Passeriformes, Hirundinidae.